Molecule: messenger RNA, 2025 nt
Organism: Prionailurus viverrinus (fishing cat)
Lineage: Eukaryota; Metazoa; Chordata; Mammalia; Carnivora; Felidae
Gene: RAB3A
Product: RAB3A, member RAS oncogene family
Exons: 5
Coding region: 695-1357 (220 amino acids)
Biological process (GO): protein localization to plasma membrane; maintenance of presynaptic active zone structure; axonogenesis
Cellular component (GO): plasma membrane; synaptic vesicle membrane; axon
Molecular function (GO): GTPase activity; GTP binding
Source: RefSeq, a predicted model, not a curated record
UUGUACUUAUUUGGAACCCCAUAAAUAGGGGACAUGGAGCAUCUCUCGGAUGUUUGCUCCUCUUUUCUGAAAUUGGGAAUAGAGUGUUUUUAACAAGAGGUCGCGGUCCGCUGAAGUCUCAGGCCAAAGGCGGGCGGGGGCGGGGGCGGGGAACGGGAACGCCCCCUGAAGACCCAGGCUUAGCAAAGCAAGGCCUCAACCUCUCAUCCCUGCAACCAUAUGGGAACCAUUAUUGGACAAGAGCAGAAAGGUGAUUAUCUCUGAUCGGCUAUUCAGUCCGUCGCUCCGGAGCUUGAGCCAGUGACAGGACGCCACUCGCCCCCGCCUCCAUGACGCAACAGGGGGCGGAGCAGGUAGGCACCGCCCCCGCGCACUACUGGCUGAGCACACUGGUCCCCGCCCCGUUCGUGGGUUAAUCUGCGUGGGAGCCCCGCCCCCUGGCUCUGUGUGCGUCAGUGGGCUACUUCUCCAAGCGCGGCUCCGCCCCAGGAUGGCGUCACGGCUACAUCUGCAUAUGAGGCCCCGCCUCACUCUUUGCAGGACGUCACCGCGGACUGCAGGGGCCUGAGCCGCUGCUGCCGCCGCCGCUGCUGCCCCUGUCGCGCAGCCCCAUAUCAACUCACGGGGGCCCUGUCACCACAGCUGCCGAAAAGUCGCCAUCGCUAGGGUCACCACCGCAUCGGUGCAGGGCAAGAUGGCGUCCGCCACAGACUCACGCUAUGGGCAGAAGGAGUCCUCGGACCAGAACUUCGACUACAUGUUCAAGAUCCUCAUCAUUGGCAACAGCAGCGUGGGCAAGACGUCUUUCCUAUUCCGCUAUGCAGACGAUUCCUUCACGCCUGCUUUUGUCAGCACUGUGGGCAUAGACUUCAAGGUCAAGACCAUCUACCGCAACGACAAGAGGAUCAAGCUGCAGAUCUGGGACACAGCAGGGCAAGAGCGAUACCGGACCAUCACCACGGCCUACUACCGGGGUGCCAUGGGCUUUAUCCUCAUGUAUGACAUUACCAACGAGGAGUCCUUCAACGCCGUGCAGGACUGGUCGACCCAGAUCAAGACCUACUCAUGGGACAAUGCCCAGGUGCUGCUGGUGGGGAACAAGUGUGACAUGGAAGAUGAACGGGUGGUGUCGUCGGAACGUGGCCGGCAGUUGGCUGACCACCUUGGCUUUGAGUUCUUUGAGGCAAGCGCCAAGGACAACAUUAAUGUCAAGCAGACCUUUGAGCGCCUGGUGGACGUCAUCUGUGAGAAGAUGUCCGAGUCAUUGGACACGGCCGACCCUGCAGUCACGGGUGCCAAGCAGGGCCCACAGCUCACGGACCAGCAGGCGCCUCCGCACCAGGACUGCGCCUGCUGAGAGCUGCCCUGCCCCCACCCCCGCCCUCCCCACCCCCCCAGGCCUGAUCCAGCCCCCACUGGCCGAGGGCACGAGACCUCUGCCCCCACUUGGCCCCUCACCCUUAUUUAUUAUUGUAGUUAUUUAUUUAUUUAUUUAUUGGAGAUGUCCCCCAGGGGCACGGGCUCCCUGCCCAUCCCACGUCCCACCCUGUACAUACAGCCCUGUCCCCACUCUGCCGUGGCGUGUCGUGGCCCUGUGAACUCACCGCUUCCCCUCCUCUCAAGACCCCACCUUUUUUAAAAUUCACCCCCCAUCGAGAGUUACUGGUUUUGAAGAGGGGGCCCGAUGACACCCCAGGGCAGGCUCAUUGGGUGAUGGGAGGUAGUCUGGUUGGCCAGCCUCUUGGCUGUGACUCGCUGGGCCAAGGCCACUCUGGGGGGGCGGGGGGGGUGUCUCAGCAUGGACCAUGGGGUGGAUCAGAGCCAGGCAGUGACCCACCUGGCUCCUCACCCCCAAAGUUUUACCCUUUUUUAGAGGUGAGGGCUGCUGUGGGUACUCGCCACCCUGGGACCCCCCCGAAACACCAGACCUGCUCGGACGUCAUGAGUGUCAAACGUGCCCCUCGGAUCCCCAGGAGAUGUCAUGACCACACUACACACACCCAAUAAAGUGAAUGGAUGACGCCA